Molecule: messenger RNA, 336 nt
Organism: Entamoeba invadens IP1
Lineage: Eukaryota; Evosea; Mastigamoebida; Endamoebidae
Exons: 3
Coding region: 1-336 (111 amino acids)
Source: RefSeq, a predicted model, not a curated record
AUGCAUCCAUGUAAUAUCAUUAAAAGAGCAAUAAACUGCGAAUCCAAUCGAAUGGUAUUUAAGACCGAAGGAAAUUGCGUUGAAAUUGCAGCAGAUGAGUUCAAAGUGUCAGAUAGUGUCAGUAUGAAGUGUUCCAAUCUGUUUUAUGGGUGUUAUUCAUGUGACUACAAACAACUCAAUUUGACAAUUGACGUUGACAAUUUGGAGUGCUCUGCUUGUCAAAGUGGCAUGGCGUUUGAGAGGGAUACAGAAUCGAGUGUACUACAAGUUGUUCGACUUGUACAACAAGAACAAAUAAUCAACACACAAAAUCAUUUGAGUAUAGGGCUCAUUUAG